AUGAUGAAGAAGAGGAGGAGGAGGAGGAGGAGGUCGCUCUCAUUGAGAGAGACCGACUUCUGUGAUUUUUACCCGGCUUUCCGACAUCGUCAACAUCCUGACGGAGACGCGUUUCAGGGCCAGAGGGCGUGGAUCGAGAGGACCUUUCAGAAGAGGGAAUGCAGCCACAUAUUCCCCAGCAGGGACCCCACCAGGUGCGCCUGCGGUCAGCUGACGGCGCAGCACGUGGCCGUCCCCCCCGGGGCGGGCGGCAGGCCCUCCGAGGAGAACCAGCUGGUGCACAUCGAGACCCCGCAGGAGAAGUGGUCCGUGAUCAAGCACACCAGGACCUUCCCGACGGACGCCUACGGCAUCAUCGAGUUCCAGGGUGGAGGAUUUAUCAACAAGGCCAUGUACAUACGGGUGUCCCACGACACCAAGCCCGACAACCUGCUGCACCUGAUGGUGAAGGACUGGCAGUUGGAGCUGCCCACCUUGCUCAUCUCGGUGCACGGAGGCCUGCAGAACUUUGACCUCCAGCCCAAGCUCAAGCAGGUGUUCGGUAAAGGCCUGAUCAAAGCCGCCGUCACCACCGGAGCCUGGAUCUUCACCGGCGGAGUCAACACCGGUGUGAUCCGGCACGUGGGGGACGCCUUAAAGGACCACUCCUCCAAGUCCCGAGGGAAGGUGUGUGCUAUCGGAAUUGCCCCGUGGGGGAUCCUGGAAAACAAAGAGGACCUUAUUGGAAAAGAAGUGACGAGGCCCUACCAGACCAUGUCCAACCCGCUGAGCAAGCUGGCUGUGCUGAACAACAGCCACUCCCACUUCAUCCUGACCGACAACGGCACCUGCGGGAAGUACGGCUCGGAAGUCAAGCUCCGGCGGCAGCUGGAGAAACACAUCUGCCUGCAGAAGAUCAACACGCGUUUGGGCCAGGGUGUCCCUCUGGUCUGUCUGAUCGUGGAGGGCGGUCCCAACGUGAUCUCUAUCGCCCUUGAGAGCCUGCGGGACGAGCCCCCGAUUCCCGUGGUGGUGUGUGACGGCAGCGGUCGAGCCUCCGACAUCAUUUCCUUCGCGCAUAAGUUCUCCGAGGACGGAGGCUUUGUCAACGACGAUGUCAGAGACCAGCUCUUGGUGACCAUUCAGAAGACCUUCAAUUACAGUAAGAGCCAGUCGCAGCAGAUCCUUCUCAUGGUCAUGGAAUGCAUGAAGAAACGAGAGCUGAUAACAGUUUUCAGGAUGGGCUCUGAAGGGCAGCAGGAUAUCGAGAUGGCCAUUCUCACGGCGCUGCUGAAAGGCACAAAUGCCUCGGCCCCGGACCAGCUGAGUUUGGCCCUGGCCUGGAACAGGGUGGAUAUUGCUCGUAAUCAAAUCUUUGUUUAUGGACACAACUUGCCACCUGCAAACGCCCUGGCCAACACAACGGGCCCCUCCGCAGCUUCCAACCAGGAGCGGCAGAAGAGCCCCGCCAGCGCCCCGCGUAACAAAACCCGGGCGAAGAAGGGCAAGGGGAAGGGCAAGGCCAAGGCUGAACCUCCAGAGGAGACGGACCCCAGGAAGCUGGAGUUAAUCCGCUGGGUGAACUCUCUGGAGCAGGCUAUGAUGGACGCGCUGGUGUUGGACAGAGUGGACUUUGUCAAACUCCUCCUGGAGAACGGGGUCAACAUUCACCACUUCCUCACCAUUCCCAGACUAGAGGAGCUGUACAACACGAAACUUGGCCCCCCUAACACGCUGCAUGUUGUGGUGAGGGAUGUCAAAAAGGGAAAUCUUCCUCCGGAUUAUCAGAUCACAUUGAUCGAUAUUGGUCUGGUGUUGGAGCUGCUCAUGGGUGGUGCUUACAGGAGCAAUUACACCAGGAAGGCCUUCCGUAACCUCUACAAUAACCUAUAUGGACUAAAAAGGCCAAAAGCGCUGAAACUUCUGGGAAUGGAGGAUGACGAGCCGCGCCAGAAGGGCAAGAAAAAGCAGAAGAAGAAGAAAGAGGAGGAAAUUGAAGUAGAUGUGGAUGACCCCGAGGUCUGUCGAUUCAAAUACCCCUUCCACGAGCUGAUGGUGUGGGCGGUGCUCAUGAAGCGGCAGAAGAUGGCGCUGUUUCUAUGGCAACGAGGGGAGGAAGCAAUGGCUAAGGCCUUGGUGGCCUGUAAACUUUACAAAGCCAUGGCCCAUGAGUCUUCCGAGAGCGAACUGGUGGACGACAUCUCCCAGGACCUGGAGAACAACUCCAAGGAAUUUGGCCAACUGGCCUAUGAGCUCUUGGACCAGUCCUACAAGCACGACGAGCAGGUGGCCAUGAAACUUCUGACAUAUGAGCUGAUGAACUGGAGCAACUCCACCUGUCUUAAACUGGCUGUGGCUGCAAAGCAAAGGGACUUCAUUGCCCAUACCUGCAGCCAGAUGCUGCUGACUGACAUGUGGAUGGGCUGCCUCAGGAUCGGCAAAAACCCAGGCCUCAAGGUUAUUCUGGGAAUUAUCUUCCCUCCAUUGAUUCUACUGUUGGACUUCCGCAUUGGAGACGACGCGUCCUAUCAAGGAGCUGUGAGCAAGGAUGAUGCGAAGGAAAAAGAAGAGGACAACAAGUCCAGCAAGGAGGCCAACGCCGAUACAAUUUCCCGAAAGGGGGAUGAGGAGGAAGGUAGCGCUAACGUCCACAAGAUCCCCAUCGGCAAGAGGGUCUUUGAAUUUUACAAUGCGCCUUUCACCAAGUUCUGGUUCAACACUAUUUCCUAUCUGGGCUAUCUGAUGUUAUACAACUACAUCAUCUUGGUAAAGAUGGAGCGAUGGCCAUCCAUGCAGGAGUGGAUUGUGAUUGCGUACAUCCUGACGCUUGGAACGGAGAAAGUCCGACAGAUUCUGAUGUCAGAGCCGGGGAAGCUGAAGCAGAAGAUAAAUGUAUGGCUGGAGGAGUACUGGAACAUCACUGACCUGGCGGCUAUCGCCACCUUCCUUCUCGGCCUCAUGCUACGGCUGCAGCACGAGCCCUAUAUGGGCUACGGCAGAGUCAUCUAUUGCAUAGACAUCAUCUUCUGGUACAUUCGAGUACUGGACAUUUUCGGAGUCAACAAAUACCUGGGACCCUACGUUAUGAUGAUAGGGAAAAUGAUGAUUGACAUGAUGUACUUUGUGGUGAUCAUGCUGGUGGUGCUUAUGAGUUUUGGGGUGGCACGCCAGGCCAUCCUGCACCCUGACGAGGAGCCCACAUGGCGCCUGGCCCGAAACAUCUUCUACAUGCCCUACUGGAUGAUCUAUGGAGAGGUUUUUGCGGACUCGAUAGACCUAUAUGCAAUGGAAAUCAACCCUCCUUGUGGUGAGCACUUAUAUGAUGAGGAUGGGAAGAAACUGCCUCCGUGCAUCCCUGGGGCUUGGCUCACACCUGCCAUCAUGGCCUGUUACCUGCUUGUGGCCAACAUCCUGCUGGUCAACCUGCUCAUUGCCGUGUUCAACAAUACCUUCUUCGAAGUCAAGUCCAUUUCCAACCAAGUGUGGAAGUUCCAGAGAUAUCAGCUGAUCAUGACCUUCCACGACCGUCCCAUCCUGCCUCCGCCUCUCAUCAUCUUCAGCCACCUCUACAUCCUCUUCAGCAGGCUCUUCCGACGCUGUUCCAAGAAGAAACAGGAGGGGGAAUUAGACGAGAAGGACCGCGGCCUCAAGCUGAGACUAAACCCAGAGGAGCUGAAAAAUCUGUAUGAGUUUGAGGAACAGUGCGUGGAGGAAUAUUUUCGCGAAAGGGAGGAUGAGCAGCAAUCCUCCAGUGAUGAGCGCAUCAAGGUUACCUCCGAAAGGGUUGAGAAUAUGUCCAUGCGUCUGGAGGAGGUUAACGAGAGGGAGAACACCAUGAAAGCUUCUCUGCAGACGGUGGACCUGCGUCUGGCCCAGCUGGAGGAGAUUCACGGUCGAAUGGCAGUUGCGCUGGAAAAGCUCGCCGGGGUGGACAGGUACGAGCUAACCCGCACCUACUCGAGGAACUCGGCUGUGUGCGACAACUCCCUUCUUCGCCAAGGCAGCAUCAAUAGCGCCGAUGGUUAUAGCCUUUACCGCUUCCACAUGGACAUGGAGGAACAUGCGGCCAAGCAGAAGGAGGCUGAUGAACUGGCCACCACUGGCCUGGAAAGACAGAGGAGCAUGCACCAAGUUUCCAGCGUUUCUGCUCUUGGCACUAAAGAGUACGGUCAGACUUUGAGUGUUGGCGGUGCGGAGAGAAUGCGGCCCAGCUCGUGCGUGGACAUACUAAUAUCACCAUGUGAGCCGAAGCCUUUAUCUGAGACAGAAAGUAGUGAGUCGAUCACAAAUAAAGACUCAGAAUUGUCCCCAGACGGUGGAGAUCCACUGAAAAAGGCACUACGGAAAUCAGCUCGACCAACAGAGAUGGACAGAAAUAAGCUAAGGCCGACCCUCUCCUCUCCAAAGAGGGCUAAAUCUCUGAGAUACCCCGUAGAGGGCCUAAACACAUCCCCUAUCACAAAAAGGAGGACUAUGAGUACCUCAAUUAUCGGCCCACCUGAUCCACAGAAUGAAGAGCCGGAGAACACAGCGCCAACCUCAGAGAAGGCCAAACUACAGCUAGCCCCCUCCUCCUCUCCAAAGAGGACCAAGUCUUUAAGAUACUUUCCUUCUGAAAGCCAAAGCACCUCCCCUACAACUAAGAAGAGGACUAUGAGCACUAUCGUCUUCAACCCAGCUGACAAGGACGAUGAAACACUGCAAACACCAAAUCAGUGGCCGGCCGACUUGGAAUAUAAGGUCCACUCCAGCCUCCUUGGACAGACGCCCAAAGUGUCUAUGGUCAAGACUCUUGCCCAGCAGCUUGACCUUGCCACCACGCUUACAGGGCCUAAACAACCCGAUCAUCAGACUGAUCAGACACCCGUACAAAAUGAGGUAACUCAGCCGGCAGGGGAGCCCAAGGAAGGCCAGGCAAACAUGCAGGAGAACAGAAGGCCAAAAGACAGUACAGAUUACCUAACUGUGGCUGAUGGAAAUUAUUUGCCAUCUCACAGGUCACAGAGCUGGAACGCCAGCGAGAGGAAAGCGAAGGGCUUGUGUGUCAGCUCAGCGCCCAGAGCCUCUAGCAGUGAGAGAGACAUCGUUCACACUUGUAAGGUCUCAGCGGAUAAAUGUGAGGACGAGAAACAAGUGACCAGAGAGCCGGAGACGAGAGAUGACGAAGCACAGGAUAAGAAAGGCCUGGAAGAAGUGUGAGACUGAGGGAGGAGGGACUGCAUGAAAAGAAAGAACAGAAUAAAGGUACAGACUGGGUGGUGAACCGGAAGAAAAAGAACAAUAACGACAGGUGCGGCGUGAGAACCGGAGGAGAGCAGGAUCGAAUGGUGACGGCAAAAGCAAGAACUCGGAAACUGGAGUCAGCUCUGAGACAAGACUACUGACCUAGUGUUUUAAAAUGGUUUUCCUGGGGCGUCUGGGUAGCGCGGUGGCCUAUUCAGUUGCCUACCAAUAUGGGGAUCGCCAGUUCGAAUCCCGUGUUACCUCCGGCUUGGUCGGGCGUCCCUACAGACACAAUUGGCCAUGUCUGCAGGUGAGAAGCCGGAUGUGGGUAUGUGUCCUGGAUGCUGCACUAGCGCUUCCUCUGGUCGAUCGGGGUGCUUGUUCAGGGAGGAGGGGGAACUGGGGGGGGGGGGAUAGCGUGAUCCUCCCAUGCGCUACGUCCCCCUGGUGAAACUCCUCACUGUCAGGUGAAAAGAAGCGGCUGGUGACUCCACAUGUAUCGGAGGAGGCAUGUGGUAGUCGGUAGCCCUCCCCGGAUCAACAGAGGGGGUGGAGCAGAGACCGGGGCAGCUCGGAAGAGAGGGGUAAUUGGCCAAGUACGAUCGGGGAGAAAAAAGGCGGGGGGAUGGUUUUCCUGAUAAUGUAGAAAACAGAUUGACGGUCUUCCCUCACCAAAUCAACAACAGUCAACCACGCAAUGAAGUAUUCAUAUUAGCCGUCAGUGUAGAGAAGUUACAAACACAAACACCUUCCCUUUCAAAGAUCCACUUUCUUUUGUCUUUACUGUCACAGUUUUGUUUAACAUAGUAUACACAGCGAUCCCUUCUCAUUACAGCUUUGCCAAGUACUAGUGUGUUCAUCUUGGAGGGAAAUUGUAAAGAGAAGUUGUUUUAUGUAAACAAUAUAAGGGAUAAAUAAAGGUUACACAGUCAAUUAUGUAUGGACACAUGACUGAGCAUAUAUGUACUGUUUGAAUUAUAUAGAUAUCAUGUUUUUCCUGUGGUAAAAUGUGCUUAAUCACAAACCACCUACCCGAGCUCCAAUGUUACUCCAUGCAUAAACAAUGACAAUGCUGUAUCAUAUAUAUCUAUAUAUCUAUAUAUAUUAAUUCAAGCUCUUUUCAGGAAACAAGCAAGUCUUUUUCACUCUUAAACUGACACUCUAACCCGUAAAAAUAACAUACAGGUUAGUAAUUAUGAACAAUACUAAUAAGUCGUUAAGUAGUAUAUCAUCAUUACUAAUAAUGCAAAUAAAUAAUCACACAUGAAAAUGGUGAAUACAGUACACUUAUUCGUCAGAAACGUCUGUCUUCUCUGAAGUUACUCCUCCUAUAUGGCACAGAUACACGAUAACAAAGAGACCAGUGCAAAUGCAGCCUGGACACUGACAUUCAUAACCUAAUAAAGACAAUUUAUUUGCUCUCAAUAUCUCGAUGAAAUGCCUACCCGAGAGCAUCUCGAUAAGCGUACACAGCACAAGAUAGUAUGCGCGGACAAACAAGCACAUGACGAGAAAAAAUCUCAAUAUUGUAGGUCUAUUUGUUUUAUGAGCGGUAAGACGGCUGUGGUUGGUUUGUGAGACUCCUUCGCCAAGAGGGAACGAGAGGGGGCCAUUCCAGCACAUCCCCGUGUUUUCUGAGCAAAGCACUGUGCAGGGCCGGCGUGUUGUUGACCAUCACACACACACACACAUGACUUUGAACUGGGUAUAUAUAUAUAUAUAUAUAUAUAU
Messenger RNA from Lampris incognitus (smalleye Pacific opah), 6933 nucleotides. RefSeq names its product transient receptor potential cation channel subfamily M member 1-like. Gene Ontology annotation, cellular component: membrane. Gene Ontology annotation, molecular function: calcium channel activity. NCBI's taxonomy places the organism in Eukaryota, Metazoa, Chordata, Actinopteri, Lampriformes, Lampridae. The coding region runs from base 1 to 5178 and encodes 1725 amino acids. The transcript is spliced from 27 exons. The record is from RefSeq and is a predicted model, not a curated record. Gene Ontology annotation, biological process: calcium ion transport into cytosol; protein tetramerization.